Molecule: messenger RNA, 1876 nt
Organism: Miniopterus natalensis
Lineage: Eukaryota; Metazoa; Chordata; Mammalia; Chiroptera; Miniopteridae
Gene: SNRNP48
Product: small nuclear ribonucleoprotein U11/U12 subunit 48
Cellular component (GO): nucleoplasm; cytosol; U12-type spliceosomal complex
Source: RefSeq, a predicted model, not a curated record
GCGGCCAUGGAGGGCGAGCCUCCUCCGGUGGAGGAGCGGCGGCGGCUGCAGGAGGAGCUGACCGAGUUCGCCGAGAGCUGCUGUCGGAAGCUGGAGGAGGUGACGUCGACCCUGGGCUGGAGCCUGGAUCGUCUGGACCCCGAGGAGGAGGAGGAGGUGGCCGAGGAUGAAGUUGUGAUGUGCCCUUAUGAUUCCAAUCAUCAUAUGCCUAAAUCGUCUUUAGCAAAGCACAUGGUGUCAUGUAGAUUGAGGAAACUGGGCUACACCAAAGAAGAAGAGGAUAAAAUGUAUAAUUCUGAAUUUUUCUAUGAGAAUAUGAAGAUACCUUCAGUCACUUUGAAUAAGGACUCACAAUUCCAGAUAAUUAAACAAGCUAGAACCACAGUUGGAAAAGAUGGUGAUUGUUAUAAUCAAAGAAUUUAUUCUUCAUUACCUGUUGAAGUGCCUCUGAAUCACAAACGAUUUGUUUGUGAUCUGACCCAAGCCGAUCGUCUUGCCCUCUAUGAUUUUGUAAUUGAGGAGACAAAGAAAAAGCGCUCUGAUUCUCAAGUUAUCGAAAAUGACAGUGAUCUCUUUGUAGACUUGGCUGCAAAAGUCAAUCAAGAUAAUAGUCGAAAAAGCCCAAAAUCUUACCUUGAAAUCCUGGCAGAAGUAAGGGAUUAUAAAAGAAGACGUCAGUCCUAUAGAGCUAAGAAUGUUCACAUAACCAAGAAAUCGUAUACUGAGGUGAUUCGGGAUGUGAUAAAUGUGCACAUGGAAGAACUCAGUAAUCAUUGGCAAGAAGAGCAGGAAAAAGCAGAGGAUGCUGCUGAAAAGAAUGAAGAAAGGCGAUCAGCUUCAGUAGAUUCACGGCAGUCUGGUGGAAGCUAUUUGGAUGCUGAGUGUUCACGGCAUAGAAGGGACCGGAGUAGGAGCCCACAUAAACGAAAAAGAAAUAAAGAUAAAGAUAAAAAUUGGGACUCAAGAAGAAGGAAAGAGAGGGAUGGGGAAAGACAUCAUAGUCAUAAAAGAAGAAAACAAAAAGUAUAAAUGAAGUACUCAUGCAUAUAUUAAUUAUGGUGAUGCCAUGGUAACCAAUAUGCUGAUAUUUUCAUAAUUGCGUUGAGUAGGAGUAUGUGUUUAUAUGACCUGUUCAGUGCUCUAGUCAUUAUUUUUCAGUAAGUGCUUAUGUCUCAAGCCAUGAGUACACUGUUAUGCCCCAUAACUCUGUUUUUUGUAUACUUUAAUAGAUGGUUGCUUCCUAUUACUCACCUUUUUUUUCUUUUUUGAUAAUUUAUCAGAAAAUUCUUUAAUUAAAGUUAGUACUUAAAUUAUAUAAAUAAUACGCGAAUGCAUUCUCACUGUAAAACUUAAUCCUACAGAACACCACCCUCCCUGGGGCUGCCCUGUGGUGACUACUAUUUACCACUGCACUGGUGAGUUGUGAUAGGGAAAAGCAACCUAAAUACCUGUCCGGAGGGAAAGGCCUGCCUAACUAAAAUGCACUAUAAUAAUAUAAUAGAUUAUUUAUAUCAGAUUUAAAAGAAAUAAACUUUAUAUUAAUGUGGAUAGAUCUCGGAUACAUAAUGUUAAGUGACAACAGCAAGUUGCAGAAAAAAUAUGUACAAGUUAUAUCUUUGUACAAAACCAUACUAUAUGUUUUCAGUGGCUAUUUAUGUAUGUAAAUAUAUUUUUAAAGGUCAGAAGAGUCCAUACCAAACUCACAACAGUGAUUAUUUGGGAGAGACAGUAUAAUUGGGAGAGAUAAGGGGUGGCAGUGAGGAUUGGGAGAGUAGUCAAAGGAAACUUUAGCUUUAUCCAUAAUACAUUAAUUUUUAAAAAAUAACAUAUUCAUGGUUGUUGAUUAAAGAUUGUCAUUUUCUUUUUUGUAAAUGAA